Messenger RNA from Nothoprocta perdicaria, 7292 nucleotides. It is a transcript of the gene ICE1, whose product is annotated as interactor of little elongation complex ELL subunit 1. The coding region runs from base 94 to 6735 and encodes 2213 amino acids. The record is from RefSeq and is a predicted model, not a curated record. NCBI's taxonomy places the organism in Eukaryota, Metazoa, Chordata, Aves, Tinamiformes, Tinamidae. The transcript is spliced from 20 exons.
CCGGCGGGGACGGCCGCGGCCUGCGCCAACUGCGGCCUCCUGCAGCAGAAUUUGAACGAAUAUGUAGCUGCAUUAAUUGCGCUGAAGCAAAAGAUGAUUGAUGGAGAUCGUUUGCUGACAGAGUAUCAACAGAAAUGCAAUGAGCUUCAGUUUGCUGAAAGAGAAAUCUCUGCUCUUCGCUGCCAAGUAGAGCAGAUGCUGCAAAAAAUCCUGCCUCUGGAGAAGUGUCAAGAGGAGUUGGGUUCUUUGAAAGCAGAGUUGGAAGAGAAAAAGAGCUCUCUCAAGAUCUACCAAGAGAGUCAACUGGAAUAUGUUAGAAUUAAAGAAGAAAUAGUAAAAAGCGAUGCAGUGAGAAAGAAACUGGAAGCAAAAGUGAAGAAACUAGAAGAGGCAGCAACAAAGCAUACCCAAGACUUCAGACAGCUGAAAACUGAAAAGAAGGGGCUUGAGAAGGAGCUAAAGAAGGCCCAAGGAAAACUUGAUGGUACUCUUAAGGAGAAGUGCAGAAAAUUUGUUAAACAUGCAGAGACACAGAGUUCUGGUGAAGAUGUUACAACAGAUAUAGACAAAGAAAAAAUAAAACUGUUACUGAAAGAGCUCUGGAUAUGCAUUGAUGGUGCCACAGGAAAAAGAGAGAAUCAGGAAAAUGAUUACAUCUUGGCCUCUAGUCAGCAUAAGUCACGGCCUGAAAAAAGAAGACAUCUUGUUACACGAGAAACUGUGCAGGCUCCCCCGAAGAUGAGGCCGCCCGAGGAGCUGCUGCCCUGGCGUUCGGCGCUAGACAGUGCCCAGAGACACAAUGCUGCAGCAGCCCCGCAGGCUCGAGCGGGUGCAGAGCCCUUUGGAGAUGACCGUUGUGAAAGUGGGACUGCUGAGGAAGGUCUGCAAGGUUGUACUAAUGAUAGUGCUUUUUGUGAGGACAGAGCUGUAGAGGUUAUAGUACAGACAGAAGGGGCCCACAGCAGUUCAGACUUUUCUGAACAGGAGCAAAAGAGCCCAUGUGGAAACGUGAUGGAUAUUUUAAGUUGGGCCAGGCCUCUCCCUGCUCUGCUUUCUCCAGUGCAGCUUUCACCACUAGCUACAGAGGACGUGUUGUUUGGAGAGCUCACGGACUCCAGCGAUGAAGAGGUUGAUUGCAGUGUUUCUGCCGCAGAUGGUGUCGGAGAAGAAGGCCAAGUUCAGCCUUGUUCUCACAUACUUGGCCUCAGUGAAGAGCAUGUCCUUGAUGAAGGAAUCUUGGGCAACCUGAGAAAUGGUGAAAAAUCUGUUCCUGCUACUCCAGAGAUGCUAAGCAAGGAGGAGGGAGAUGCUGUAACGGAGCAACCUGAGGCGGCCGUUUCAGUUACGAAUAUAGAAUCUAACAAAGAGCUUUUGGGGAAGAACUCUGAGAAUGUGAAAACUGAGAAGACAGAACUACCUGACGUAACAGCACAUAAUCUGGAAGCCAUUCAAGAAGAGAGAGAUCUUGAGAAUAUGCCUGAUGAAUAUGGAACCUCUUCAAGUGAUUGUAUGCUAGGCGAUUUCCCGCCUCAGAAUUGGAUGGAAGAAAGUGGUAAGAUAGUGCGAAAAGAAGAGAAUCUAGUCUUAAUUGGAGCUGCUGAUUAUGAGAGUAAGUGUGAAAACCCUGAUGAGUUAAUGAAAGCAGGAGAUGGUUUAUCCGUAGAGGGAGAAAGUCCUGGGGCUGUAUCCGUUCCCCAAAGUGUUGACUUGCCUCCUGAGCAAGGUGGCUUUUUGCUUCAAAGGGAAGAUUCUGAAGAGAAAUCUAAUGUUUUGGCAGAGAAUGAAGUAGUUGAAAAUGGAGUCAAAGACGUAACCAAAGUAAGUAAUGUGACAAGUGAUACAGAAGAAAACACAGAACAAAUGGUAAUUGGAGAGGAAGUAACAGGUGCAGCACAGGUAAAAGGAUCCUGUGCAGAGACAAAUAACGAGAUGAAGCUCUCUGAGAACGUACAGUCUGACUGCAGGAAUUCUGAAUUCUGUGAAGCAGAGCCUGCUGAGGGCCUCAUCAUACCGUGUCAUGGGGACAGUGUGGAGACUGAGAUAGACACUGGAGCUCCUGAGGGCUCUGCACACUCUCAGUGCUCAGAAAUGAGACAAGAUGGGGAAGAGAUACUGCAGAAACAAUGUGUGCCUGCAGAAAAAUACCGAGUGGACAAAGACUGCAAACCAGAGACUUGGAACAUCUCUACUCAUCACUUGCUUGUAGCAGCUACUGAAGAAAUCAGAAAUCCGCUGUGUGUAGAUGACACAGGGAGAACUGUAGCUGUGGACAGAAUUUCUUCUUGCUCACCGAGUCCGAAAGAUGAUGAAGAGCUCAAGGUGCAGGAGGUGAAUGCUGCCAAACCCGAGACUAUUGAACAAGCCCCGAACCUGAAUAAAGAUGAUGCUCCAGAAAUAGCUGAGUCAUCAGAAUUACUUCAUAGAGCAGAAAAAGGAGUAUUACUAGGUGUAAAGGAGGGGGAUUCGUUAGAAGUUAAACUACAUGAGGAUGAAAAAGAUAGUAAUUUACUGCAAAAGGAGUCAGACUUCAAAAGCACACCAGCCCUACAAAAGGCAGCAUGCAUUACUGAGGCAGAAGAUGAGGAAGUAAAGUGUGUCUCACCUGUGCUCAAUUUUACAGAAGGAAAUGAUGAAGUGAAACAAGCUGAAAGUCUGUGUAGUGCAUUAGAAUGCGGCUUGUCCAAAACUCAGAACUUAGAGAUUGAAUCUCAAGAGACUGAAUUCCGGGUGAAACCAGAAGAUUUUGGAGAAGAAAGCAGUGAGCCAAGAGAAAUGGAGGAAGUGGGUUCCAGGCAGUCUGUCUUGGCAGAAGGCAAGCUUGCUUCUCCAGCACAGUUUGCAAAAGGUGCUAAUCAGAUCUCAGGAACUGAACCUUUGCAAUGCAGUGGAGUAGAAGGGGAACUAAAUAAGCAGAGCAAGGAAGUGGUCAUUGAGAGCUGUGCCAGUUCACUUAGCUGUGAAGACAGUAUUGUGAAUAAGAGAAAUAACAUUUCAGAGAUCACAUGCCAGGCUCCAUCAGAAGAAGAUUUUAAUGGUAGAUUGUCUUUGUCUACUCAAGAGGCUUUGGAGCCAGUGUGCAUAGAUACUGAAGAAAUGGAUCCCUCUGUUCAAAUGAAAAUUGGCUUGGAAUCCCCAGUGCCUACUGAUCUUAAUUUUGGUUUUCAGGAAGUUGGCAGUUUUGAGACUAAUUUCACAGAAAAUAGCACUGCUGCCCAUAUAUGGGAAAAUGAAGGGGAUAAAAAGGAUGUGAUGUGUAGUGUGUUUAACUGCUCUUUGGCAAGUGUGGGAGAGAGUUUUGAGAUCUUACUUGCUGAAAAAGAGAGCCCGUGUAAAGAACUUAACUGCCCUGAGAGAGAAUACACGACUGAAAAUGAAGUGGGAAUUCCAUGUGAGAAGGAACAGCCAGUAGAGGAAGAACCUCAGCCAUCAGUAGAAACACAUAUCCUGGAUGCAAACUCCUCUGAUAAAUUCUGUUUCCAGAAGCUUUGUGAAGAAUUAGGGUGCAGGACCCCUGUGUGGGAAGCUGAUACAGCUCAGCCUGAUGAACUAACAGCUGGAGGAAAAAGCAAAGAAUUGGACAGUGUUGAGAAACCUGAGCAAAGUGACAGUAAAAGGUCUAAAAAUGCUUUUGAAAUCCCAGAACAGAGCAAUGAAUCUGAAGAGAGAGACUGUCCUGCACAAAAAGGCAGGUUUGUGCAGCCGCUUGACUGUGUCCCAGUGCUCAGAGAAGACCUGAGAGUUUCCAGGACGACUGUGGGAGAGGCCCUGGAAACUGGUGCGGUCGCUGACCCUGGUAACAGCCCAGUUUGUGAGCGUCCCUCCGCAGGGUCCCCGGGGACGGGGCGGGCACCCAGAGCAGGCGCUGGAGCAGACAGGAGCGCGCGCUGCGACGCCGACACCUCCUCAGGCACCGCAACCGAGCUGUCGGGUUUGGCCGGGGAGAGUCAUCCUGAAGACUUAUCUGCUGUGCAAGGAGGACUUUCAUUAGAGGCCUCUGGAGAUACUGAGGGUGCCUGUGAGUGUAGGGAAGAUCCUCGUGCUGCUGAGGGCGUGCGUAGCAAGGAGGAAAGCCUGAUAAAAGCUGGAGCUUCAGGAGAAAUCUUUGCAAUGCCAAGUCCUCCAAAGCGUAGGUUGCCAUUAACGACGUCCUCAGAAAAUGGACUUGCUGUAAAAAACAGUAAAUUGAAUACAGAAACGUUAGCACUUAGCAAUUUGUUAGAACGCAGUGACUGUGGAAAACAUCGGUUGGAUGUGGAGCGAAGUCAAUUACAUAGUGUUGAUAGAGGGGUGUCGGUGCUUGAAGAGUAUAAUCACAAUCAAACUCCAACUGUUUGCAGUCAGAAAGACACCAACGCUGAUAGUACGCAAGGUGGUUUUCAGCCUUCUUGUUGUUGCAGUUGCACUUCUUGUGCUCAGAAAGACUUUCUGAGUAGUGAUGGAAAGAACUGCUCCGUCACAGCCCCGUCUGAAGCAGUGUGCAACUCCCAGGCCCUCAGCCAGCCUUCUGAGCUGCUAAAAGGAGCUCCUGAAAAGCCACCUGUGUUGGAAUUAGGAUCUUGUGUCGAUGCUGCCCUCGAAAAGAACAAUAAAUUGAAGAGCCAAGUGCAGGAACCAUCGGAAGCCUUGACUGCCUCAGCCGAGACAGCCGUCCAGGUGACGCCCGGCAGGCUGUCCAAGAGGCUGGCGCGAGGAAAGGGAAGGAAAAACCCCCUCAAGGUUAAGGCAGCUCAGCCUGUUCUUGCAAACGCCGAUACGUCAGUGCCCAUGAAAUGUUCAUCUGAGACUAUAAAUAAAAUCAGGCAGGAAAUGGGUCCUCCCCUGCCUCCUUUGCUGCUGCCUCUGCUUGCUACUCCCCCCCGAGCUGCGUGUUCUGCCUCCCCGGGCACGGCUUCGUCGGGCCGCUGCUCCUUGCUCUCUCCUCUCGACGACCUCAUCUCCCCGCUGCGGGAGACUCCGGUGCCUCCUCUCAUGUCUCCGUUGACAGCUACCCCGACAGCCAAGUCUGCCCUCCUGUUCUCCCCUUCGUCCCCUUCGGAAGUGGCAGUCGGCAGAAGAAUCCUCUCUUCUCCUUUGAAGUUCUGCACUUCCAUUCCAAAGCACGCGCUGCCCGUGCCAGGACGAUUUCCUCUGUGCGCAGCUGAGGCUGCGGCUCCCGUUGUCGCUCAGGAGAACUCCGUGAGGAUACUGGACACCAUGUAUCCAGAGCUGUCCGCAAGGGCCAGGACACUAAACAUUUUGAAGGGCAAUAUUCAGCUUAACCGAAGCGCCCUUCCAGAGGGCCACAGUUUGCCAGGUCCUGUCACCCAGAUAGGGGGGUUCAAAGCAAUCGCAUCUACGUCGACUGCCUUUGUUAAGACAGGCAGCAAUUUGAAAGCUGACAGCAGCAAAGAGCAACCCAAAGACACGCAGGAGCAGCCUCUGGUUCCCAGCAUGCUGAAUCGUACUGGGAAAAGGACAUUGAUGCCAAUGCCCAGAAGUGCCAAGAGGCUGAGGCUGGACAGCGAGUCGCCAAAGCUGGAGCCCGGCGACACUGCUGCUGUCAGGAUGACUGAAAAUAAAAUGCCUGAUGAGCAGGGACCUUUGCAUGUCGAGAGCUGUGAAAUCAGUGAUUCGGCCCACAGCUCCAUGGCAGCAGCAUCUUCAUCAGCCAAGGUCACUGAUGCUGAUUGCCAAAUAGUUGCUGGGGCACUGAAGAAAAUCGCAGAAUCCUGUUUCGACUUGUUGCCUGUUAUCCGAAGUCACGUAUACGUAGGCAAUGUCUCAAAGGUGCCGGUAAUGACGGACGAAGAGAAAGAAGUUGUCUAUGAAUUUGGUGUCACCAACAAGCAUUUAGCAGAGUCACUGCUGAACACUGUUCUCAAUAAACUCAAGACUCGGAAGACCACUUCAAAUCACAAUUUCACUCAGGCUCUCUGUAGAAUUUAUGUAGGAAUUUGUCGGCAGCUGGGAGACUUGGAAAGAGCCCGCCUGUUCUGCUAUAGCUUGCUCAAAGAAGACUUUCCUGACGCGGAGAAGUUGAUUUUAUUUGUCACAGCUGUGUGGCCUGACAUGUUCUGCUUCCAAGGUGUGAUUAACAAAGCUCUGCAAGUCGUUCUCAGGCAGCGUGUCAGGGACGAGGUGCUGGCCUGCCUGAGUGCUUAUCUGCCCUGGGAACAGAGCUCCCCUUUGGAUGCUGGUGCCGUGGUGUCGGCGCUGCUUUCGGAACUGCAGUCCUGUCGGGAAGCGGAGCUGCGGCCGAGCGAGCGUUACGGGGAAGACCUGAACGACGUUGCCUGGCAGUUCGUGUUUGCUGUUGAUCUCCUCUGCUCCCACCUCAGGUGGGACUGGACCCACGACAACGUCAUAAGCAAAGUACUUUGGCCUUGUAUGGAUAAGUGGAUAAAAAACAGAAAAGGUCAUGAAGUGGUUCAGUCCAUUCCUGAUACCAUGAUAGCAUCAACACUUAGGCUAAUUGGUCGACUGGGCCAAAUAGGCUUGAAGGAAGGACACCUUUCUGCAGUGAGGAACAUUAGCUCUGUGAUUGGGCUGUUUGUGCAGCAUGCAAAAGAAGAAGAUGUGCCCUGGGGCGUGCAGCUGGCAGCCGUGUACUCGCUCUGCGACUUGGCGGCCAGCAAUCCCGUGGGGAUUGUUGAGGCCAUCCGUGCUUGGAAGGCAACCGCUCCAAACAGCGUCCCCUCCGCUGUCACAAGCAGCAUCGCUGAAAUCUCCUCCGUGUGUAAAACGGACCUAAGCUGAAACCUAUGGAAAUAAGCUGCUCCAAAGGGAGAAGUGCCUUAUUUUACCAAGCAGGAGCUGGUUCCAGUUGAAAAAAACGGAAGAAAGACCAGGAGGAAAAUGGAGUGUAAUGCAGUGUGGGUUUUUUGGCUUUGGAGCUAUUUGUUUUGGGGGUUGUUCUACUAAUUGCAAGCUCAAUUAUUUUUAUUUCCCCUUUGUGUUUAAAGGGCGAGAGGUUUUACGAAAGCAAAGUGGCUUGCUUUGCCCCGUGACUCCUCAGGGCUCUGAAAGCCAAGCCAAGACCUUUUCUCCCUUCUGUGAGAUCUAUGAUUUGACAGCAGGAGUUUCUGUUGUUUCUCUUCCCUCAAUCUAGAGCACUGGCUCUUUGCCACGAUAGAAGACUGAGCCUGGCUGGAAACCUGCUCUAUUAUUUUGUACUUUAUUUAUGAAGUCAUUGUUCAGAUAGCAGGAUUUUACCCAGGUGCUGCUCUGUUUUACGUGGGUAGUCUCAUCAGUUUAAUUUAAAAUACUUGUUUAAAGCAAGUAGGAAUUGGCUUUUUGUAUAACAAUCAUGUAUA